Molecule: messenger RNA, 2398 nt
Organism: Cololabis saira (Pacific saury)
Lineage: Eukaryota; Metazoa; Chordata; Actinopteri; Beloniformes; Belonidae
Product: zinc finger protein 501-like
Exons: 2
Coding region: 134-1546 (470 amino acids)
Source: RefSeq, a predicted model, not a curated record
UCGUGAGGACCGACGGAAGUUAACAGUUUAAACGCGGCACAAGCUUCACUUUUGUUUGGGGAAAUGUGGUGUUUUUACUGUGUGUUUUUGCGUUUUUAACCUGGUAGGAAUAUUUUAGUGUCUGUAGUUAAAAAUGAGUUCGUCUGGGUCUCUGAGAGAGUUCAUCAGUCAGCGACUAACUGCUGCUGCUGAAGAAAUAUUCACAGAGUUUGAAAAAACCAUCGUCCAGUACGAAGAAGAGAUCGACCGACAGAGAAAAAUGCUGGACAUCACCUGGAAACCGGAGAUUAAACUACACAGAACAGACCCCGAAGAUGUUACCUGUAAAGAGGAGGAUGAUGGUCCUGACCAGCAGCUCUUUAACCAGGAAAUGAACUCCAGUCUGGACCAGAAGGAACCAGAACCUCCAGAGAUUAAAGUGGAACUGGAAGACGAUCAGCUGGAACUGAAGGAGGAGACUGAUAUCGUCAUGGUGACUCCAACCUCUGAUGAAAGUGACCACAAUCAACCAGAACCCAAAGUGGAUCUGUUUCUCUAUCAGAACUCUUUGGUAGCUGAGGACCAGGACCAGGAAGAAACAAGUCGCGGAUACUCAGAAUCAACCACAAGUGAAGAUUCAAACCCAAAGAAAAGACACAGAAGUGACAGUAAUGAUGUGAACAACUCUCUCAAGUCAGAGAGUCAUCAUGACACUAAAACAGAAUCUCUAAGCUGUGAUAUUUGUGGAGAAUCGUUUCAGGAUGAGAAUCUAAUGAUGAUACAUCGACAGAUCCACCCAGACCGCGACCCUAAUGCGUGUAAAAUCUGUCAUAAAAGUUUCACAGAAGAUGACCAGUUGAAGGACCACAUGAGAACCCAUGCAGAACAGAAGCCGUUUUCUUGCAAGUUGUGUAGCAGUAGCUUCACUCGACAUCGCCAUUUAACUGAACACAUAAGAACUCACACAGGAGAGAAACCGUACUCUUGUGAAAUUUGUCACAAAACGUUUGCACGGAAAUCUCAUUUAGUGUCCCACAACAAAACCCACACAGGAGAAAAACCAUAUUCAUGCAACGUUUGUCUUAAACUUUUUACAAGAAAAGAGAGUUUGACUCAACACAUGAAAUAUCACUCGGGAGACAUGCCGUUCUCAUGCACAACCUGCCAUAAAAGUUACACGAGGAGAAAUUAUUUGAAUGAACACAUGCAAAGUCACACGGGAGCGAAGCCGUUUAUGUGUGAAAUCUGUGGUAAAGGUUUCACCCAGCGGCAGCAUUUGGCCGACCACAUCAGAACUCACACGGGAGAGAAGCCGUUUGCUUGUGUACUUUGUCACAAAAGUUUUGCACAAAAGUCUAAUUUGAUGAUCCACACCAGAACCCACACGGGAGAGAAGCCACAUUCAUGCAACAUUUGUCACAGAAAGUUCACAAGAAAGGAAUAUUUGGCUGAACACAUGAAGGCUCACACAACAGAGAAGCUGUAUUCAUGUAAAAUAUGUGGUCAAAGUUUUGUCAAACUUUGCCAAAUGAUUUGCCACACCAAAACACACUAUGAGGAGUCGUAGUCUUUUCAGACUCGUAGUAAACGUGUUUUGUGUCUUACACCAAGAAUGAAUGUGAGAAAGUGUUUAAAACCACUUCAAUACCAAGUUGUGAAAUGUGUCAUACAUUUCUACAAUAGUUAUGAAUUUUUAUCUGUUAUAACAGUUAACUGGAGAGGCUAUUACACUGUAUUAUUUUUCAAAGAAAACAAACUUUUAAUUGGUGUUGCUGGCCUGUGAUGUAGGUUAUUACUAGGAUGGAAACUUUAUCAAACCAACCAAAUAACUUAGAUACGUUCUUUUAUCAUCAUUGUAAACAAAUGCAACAAUAUUGCAGAGCCUGGUAAAAGUAAUAAGAUAAUGAAUUAAGAUGAUGAAUUAAAAAAUGGGGGAACACACAAUUACUCCAAUACACUGAGGCAACACAUCCUGUAACAUAAAAAAGGACUUUAUUAUACACAAUGACAUUUUCAGUGUUUCAAGCUGAUAUGUUGUACAAAUCAUGCAGUUCAUCUACUGACCACUAGAUGUCCCCAAAACAUUCAACCAUUCAAAAAAACGUCUGUUUACUUGAAUUAAUUUCCCGUUCAGAGAUAAAUAAAGUAUUUUUGAAUUGAUUUAAUUGAAUUACAGCCAAAAUUAACAUAUCUCGUGUCCGUUGUUAAAUUUUACAUCCAGUUGCCAACAGAGAUUUCUAAAGACCAACUGCAUUAUAAAGUGCUGUGUUGGAGCUGUGGGACAUGCAUUCAUGUGAAAGGUGGGCUAAUGUGUGUAUAAAGGACUGUCUCAGAAAAUUAGAAUAUUGUGAUGAAGUCCUUUAUUUUCUGUAAUGCAAAAAUGUCAUACAUUCUGGAUUCAUUACAAAUCAACUGAAAU